Limulus polyphemus (Atlantic horseshoe crab) is the source of this 2066-nucleotide messenger RNA. RefSeq names its product protein spaetzle 4-like. Bases 180 to 1274 code for a protein of 364 amino acids. The transcript has 5 exons. The record is from RefSeq and is a predicted model, not a curated record. Gene Ontology annotation, molecular function: Toll binding; growth factor activity. Gene Ontology annotation, cellular component: extracellular region. Gene Ontology annotation, biological process: central nervous system formation; innate immune response; regulation of Toll signaling pathway. NCBI's taxonomy places the organism in Eukaryota, Metazoa, Arthropoda, Merostomata, Xiphosura, Limulidae.
UUAUCUAUAACUAACUAUACAAUCAACAUGUUUGACGAGCUGGACGAGAAAUUCAAGCAGCUUUGUCAUCGUCCGAAACUGGCAUAGAACCCAGAUAAUCCGGUGUAUUAACUAACUUAGCUCGGUUUCGUUGGAGCAGUUUAAACCUUUGGAUUUUUAGUAGCUGAGAGGAGUUUAUCAUGAUGACUUGGAAUGUUUGGUUUUGCUGGAGUUUGGCAGCUUUAAUAUUCCAAGUAGAAAGUCAAUCUUGUGGCCCACGCAUUAGCGCCCGUUUUCUGACAGAUAUUCCAUGUGACAUGACUAGAUCAUCCUACUGUUCUCUCCCUGGGAGUGCAUACCCAUGGCAUUCCGUUCGAAGAUAUAUAAACGAUAACCAAGGACUUGUGAGGCGAAUGUAUGGAGACCAACGUCACAGCUUCAUUCUUCAACAAGAUAUAGAAACCAGACGGUCACGGUACAUCAACACUCCAGAAUUUCCUGAUUUUCGAAACCAAAAGGCUGCUCGAGUGCGACUAAAUUCACGACAUCAAGUGUUUCCUCAGGUCAUAAAUUUAUUUCCAAUGGAGUCGAAUCGUAAAGGUUCUACGGAGACUCCAGAGACAAUCAGUCCUGAAAAAGAUCCGGCUACCAUCAGUGAAGGGGACAGUUUUAGGAAAACGGAAGCAUCGAGUACUUCCGCCACAGAAUCAAUACCUUCCUUCCUUACGACUGGUGAUUCAACCGAGGCUACUUUGUCUUCGAAGGAAACACUAGAAAUGACAGCUAACGACCCAGUAACUUCACACCAAAGUGAUACGAAGACUACAGGAAAGGAUAAAAACACUUACAGUCCGCUGUAUGAUGAAGAUACGAGUGACCUGCAAGAAAAGAUCAACUUCAUAAACUCCAAUUACCUGAACUCGGACACAGAAGAAAACGAGAAGACCACUACAAAAGUUGGAGUGAAUGCGUGUCCGGUAAAGGAAGAAGUCGUUGCACCAUACUGGGCCAACAACACUCGAGGUGAGACUCUCGCCUUGCUCAACGUUUAUCCAUUUGAACAAUACGUCAACUGGGAAAAAUGCGCGUAUGAAUAUCAGCAGAUGUAUUGUAGAGUCGGCUGCCGUUGUGAACAACAAUACCGACUUCAUCGACUUCUGGCCUUAGAUCCUAAAAACGAAUGUCGAGGAAUCUUUUCCGAUUGGUUCCGAUUUCCAUCGUCGUGUGUGUGUAUCUGUUACGAUAUUCCUCCGGAGAGUUCACAUGAACUUUCAAGGAAUGACAGACAGAAUUAGAGUUUAAUAAUAUCGAGAGAAAGUUACUAGGGGACUUCAUAUUUCAUUUUUACCGAGUCUCGUGUACAGUUUUAAAAAAAUCUGUGAUUGGUCGGUUGAUACGUUGAAAAACUAACCGUUCACAACUACGUCACCAUUAGCUCGUGUUGGAACGAAAUAUAAACUAAUUAGUGAAAACUGUUUACCUGUAUGAAUCGCUGUAUAAUUAAAGGCAUGACUUUACUGUACGUCGUCUGUAGACUGUACUGUAUGCACGUUCGCGAAGGAAGAACUCCCUGUGCGACGCUCUUCCGAAUAAAAUCAAACACUCCGCUUGUGGUGCCAUCUGGCCCUUUCUACACCGAAACUUCUCAAGCAAUGUAAUAGGCUUAUAUGACCACAUUCAGUUGCAAUCCAAAAUACUUUUAAUCCCAUUAUUAUUGUAAACCUGUCUCCCACACAUAAAUUAGAAGCCCAGUUUUUUUAUAGGUUUACUUUUUCGUCGCGUUUUUCUGUGACUAACAUGAAUACUGGUGUCGCGUUUAUCUGAGACUAACAUGAGUACUGGUGUCGCUUUUUGCUAGAUUAAAGUUGAAUGAUACCAACAACGCCUUGACACAGUUUCUACACCCACUUCCUCUAAUGUCAGCACUUAGACAUAAGUUUCCUGCGAACCUAACUCACCUUGUGAAGACGACGGUUAGCGAAAAACGUCGUGGGAUACUGUGCGCAUGCUGAACAUCUUAAAUAAACAUUCUUUUUGAUUAUUAAAGUAUAGCCUAUAUAAAAUUACUGUGGUGAAAAUAAACACUU